Struthio camelus australis is the source of this 9143-nucleotide messenger RNA. Lineage: Eukaryota; Metazoa; Chordata; Aves; Struthioniformes; Struthionidae. The record is from RefSeq and is a predicted model, not a curated record.
CAGCCUUUAAGUAAACAGGCUGCGCUGUGCGCUCUAAUUUAGGAGGUCUUAAUUUAGACUACACAUUUCUUCACGACUUAACCCCCAGUACGGGCUCGUCUUUGAUUUUCUAAAAUAGCCAGUCUGUCGUAUUUAAAUCUGGAGACAUCACUGUACCCUUAAAAUAUUUGCAGCGCAGCUCUCGAGUUUAUGCUUUCUGUGAACGUGCUCCAUGCCGAUUGCGCAACGCGAGCCAGGAAUAACGACUCGAGACGCGAAUGGUCUUGGCGUCCCUCGUGCACAGGCUAAGGGCCCUUCGCUCUACUGUUCAAGUGAUAAACUACCUUUUUUUACGUUUGAUCUACAGAUAACCACCUAAUGUUUUUAUACACACCCAGAGGAUGCUAGAGGCUCUGGGGGGAGGGUCUCUCUGCUCAGCUUGGAGAUACCUGAAUCUUUGUCAUACUGGAAUGACAAGUGAACGAUGCAUCUUAAUACUAAAAGGCACCUUUCUGCCAGUUCUCAGCAUUCGUGUACCAAAGUUCAAACCUUGGGAGGAAGAGGGUUGUUUGUUUGUAUUAAAUGGAUCGAGACAUUCCAUGGGUAAUGCUCAAUAAGUAUCAUACACUGUUACUUCAUUAGCUCCUGUGCCACUGGAAUAUUCCCAGACAGAAAUCUGCAUUUAAAAGCUAGUAAAAAUUUAAAAGAGGAUACUGAACUGCUCUAUUGAUCCUUAUUACUUUGUGCACAAACCUAAUUUUCUGUCCUUAGCAUUUUAGCUGUAUUUACCUGACAGAUACUAAAAGCCCACUCACUGGAUGGGUUUCUGGUGUAACUUUUGAAGAACUGGUUACUAACUUUUCCAGGGCAUACAUUCAGGCACUAUUUUAGAGGGGAAAGGUUCCUCUUCUCUAUAGUGGAAAAUAGAAUUAAAACUUAUCAUAGUAAGUCUAACACUAUGGUUAUGACAGAGUCAGCUGUAAAGGAAUUUUUAUUUCCUGAAUGUAAGCUGGCUAUAUUCACAUUAAAACGUUCAGGAGGGUGAAGUACCGUGCCUUAAGCAUGCGUCUGAAAUCUGACAAGCAGAGGCAAGGCAAUUCUCUUGCUAUUUAAUUAUUAGUUUUCUACUGGCAAUUUACAGGUUCCUCCCUGGUGCUAUGUAGGGCCAUGAAAAUGGUAGCCUAGAUGUUAACUGAGCUUAACUCCUUGGUGGACUGCAGCUCUUUCGUUACAUUCUGAAAUACCUCUCUCCUAUGAUCUUGAUACAUUGCUUGCUGUUCAGUUAAUUUGGCUAUUUAAAUUUAAGUCCUGCCCAUCAUCAUUUGGGGUGCACCUAUAGAAUUCACCUUAUUUGCAACCUCUUAUACUUUGAGCAGCUUUUUAAAAAUCUGUCUGCCCUAAGCAAUUAUCUUAAGUUUUCUACAACAGAGUAGUCCAUUUCUGGUUGACAGUAUGUGUAGAAACAGAUCUCAAACUCAUAAAAGCAUGCUUAGUUUUAUAUAAUAACCCUAAAAAAAAUGAUUCCUAUAAUGAAAAAAAAUCUUCUGGGGCCUAUAUUUGAGCACACUUUUAGCUUGUGACUCUGAGGAACAGUGUACUGCACUGUGGAACUUUGGUGUUCAGUAAACAAGACCCGAUUCCUUAAAAAACUAAUCGAUUUAAAUUCACCUUCCCUUGAGAUUGUUUUUGCUAGGUGUCACUUAUUCAGCAUUUAUCUAGUUGCAAAGCCAAAGCACUUAAGGGAUGUAAUUGCCACUAGAGACUCAAGGUCUUGGGGUUGGGGGGACAACUAUUUUGAGUUCCAGAAAGUACACUAAGAUCAUUUAGGCUUUUUAAAGUUCAGCUGGAAGUCUGUCUGAAAGGCUUAAAUUUUGAAGUGGGGUGGCUCUCUCCCGGGUACUUAUAUUAAACAUAAAAUAAUCAUUAAAAAAGGAAAUUACAUCACAUUGUCAAAUAAGGAACAGCUAGCUGGGGCGGAUGACUUGUAGUGCAAAAAUGUGCCCCUCCUCCUAUGAAUUGCUUCUGAGAUUCAUUAACGAUAUGUGGUGGCAAGGUGAGCAAAAAUAGGUUGUGGAUUUAAGGUAGCCACACUUUCUCACAAAAGUGAGGUGGUGGUCUUAGUUUUAAUUUUCUUAUUUUUUUUCCUUAAUUUCUUAUGAGCAGUGUAUAAUCUGUCUUGUCAAGAGUGCUGCCUUUAUAAAACACGUCCAAAAUUUGCACAGGCAUUCAAAAAUCUUUAUAGCACACUGCAUAUGCAUCCAUUAAGUGAAACAUUCUAGGACAUGCUUGGUAUAUUGGUAUGCCCAAUAGACCAAAGUGCUAUAUUAUGGCACUAAUUGGCCUCAAAUAUUGCAUAGCAUCCAGGAAAAAGAAGGAGCAAAACAAACUAACCAGAUUUUCUGUGAUGACAGUGAGCUAAGAGAGAUGCAGAUGCUUCUUAACUUCUAAAGAGAGGAUUACUGUUGCUGUAACACAGGUUUUUAGUGAUAACUGUCAGCAUGAAAACUCUAUAUGUGAUGUUUCAUAUAACUCAAUUUCAGAAUAUUCUUUUCACUUACAAGAUUUUUCUGAUUAUUCACAUAUACAUUCCUCACUGUGCUGAUACCCUACCGUUUAAGGAUACAUUUGACCAUUUAACCUAAACUUGCUCAUCAGCUUAGGUCUAAAGGUAUAUUUGGCCCUCAAAAUCUUCCUUCAAUCUCAUUAUCUCAGGUAUUUAAAGUCAUUUAUAUUUGUUAAUAUGGGCAAGCAUGAAUAUUUACAAAUUCUCUCCUUUGCAGAGUUACCUUCCUCUACAGUAGAUGUUGAUAGCUUUAUAAUGCACUCUCAAGCCUUUCAAUGGCAGGGCUUGUGUCUUUAAGCCUAAUAACUGUAGCAAUUACUAGCUAUAGUCUUAUUUUGUACUAACUCAGUUUUUUGAAUAAUUCUGAAACUGUAACAUCUUCGGGAAGUGCUGAAAGUGCUUCUAAGUGCCACAAUCCAUGCCUAACUAGGCCAGACAGGCAGAGUAACUGGGAAACCCGUUGCGAGUAACAACUUUUGCAGAUGAGUAGCAGAAAAGCAUGAAAGAUCCAAAGUGUUGCCUGAUUGCAUAGUGUCCAUAUUCUUCAGCAGAUAUAGUUUGAUUUUUAUGUAUAAGUUUAGAUCUUUAAAUCUUUAAGGAGGCAGGAUUGGACCAACAGUUAAGAUGGAAACUGUUGGGUUAUAUUUUCAUGACUUAUGCAAAUUGAUUUCUACCAAUUACUAGAGAAUAGCAACAUCUUGAAAUACGUAAUGCUCAACUUUAGUAAGACCACAUUAUAUAAAAUAUAGAGUUCAUACUCCUCAGUUACAUAUCGUUAUGACUCCCACUUAUUUUUCAUGUUUGUUCAAAAAAGCAUAUGUAUGUUUUGAAAUAUAAACAUUAACUCUCUGGACUCAGAAAGUAACUAGCUGAAUUAGUGAAGGACAUAUGCAGUUAUAUAGCAACUUUACCUCUUCAUAUUCCUAGCUUAUGGCAUGGAGGACAGUUUCAUAACUCAGUCCAUUCAUAACUCCCCAUUGAAACACCAAGGCAAGUCACCUUCUAUGACUUCACAAAAGGGUUGUUGUUAGAAGCAAGCAAGUUUUAAGACUGCAAAAUUUGUCUCUAUUUUGAAAAAUAGUGUUGAUUGAAACAAGUGAAAAUUACCUUUUCCUAGAGUGUGUAAAUAUUUAAUUCCACUUCAGGAGUUGAGCUUAGCAUUCCAGAGGGAUUUCAGAGAGACCAUUGUGCAACUAUCAGCCAGGAUUUAGACAGCAUUCAGGAGGCUGACAUAGUAAUUACUAGCAGUGGUUUUGGCAUGGGAUCUGAUGGAGGUUGGGCCUCUUAGCGAGCCCUGCAAGGGCUGGAUGUUAUCACAGCAAGUGCAUUACAUGUGCUUUCAAACAACAGCAAUGCCAUCCCUCCCCCCGCCCCCAAUCUCAUUUCUUUUUAUAUCAUAAUCAAUGUGUCUCUCCUUUAUGGUCUUGUCAGAUCUUGUAUGUAGGUGAGGUGGAGUGCUAUCAUUUGCUGACUAAUCAGUGUUCUGUAUCAGUCUUUUCAACUUCUGCCUUGCAUAUGACUCCACAAAAGAUUCUGAAAUAGAAGUGCAAACCCCUUCAUAGUCCCAUAGAAGCGCAAGUUCACUAAUUCGGUCUCCAACAUUUCUUUUACACAUUAAUUACUAAUAGUCCAGGGACAUUCAGAGAUCUGUGAGGCACGAACAUCACUGCUCUAUAUAGUGUGAGCUGAUAUGAUUGGCGUUUUUAUUUGCCAAUUAUUUUAACAUGAUCUGAACCAUAUAGUACCAUUUUAGAAUUGGUACUAUAUUCCAUUGUGCUGCUUAAAGCUUUUUGACAAAAUGGAUUUCUCCAGUCUUCUGUUCCACAUAGGAAAUGGUUCUGCCUGGACUUAAAGAACUGGAAGGAAAAAAAUCUGCUGUAAUUGGAAUACUGGAGAUUUUGAACUCAUUUGCUAGUCAGAACUAUGUUAUUGCUCCCUGCAGUUGGUAUAUUUAUAUUUAAUUUUACUUUGAAAGUCUGUAAUUCCCAUUACUGGGAAGGCUCCGACUUUGUGAGAUGCAAAAAUUACCUAGCUUAAGCUAGUUUAAAAUGUUUGUCCUGAAAUAUAUACUCUUUACUGGAAUAGAGGGCUGAAAUCAAUAUGGUUAAGACUAACGCUGUACUGCAAUAGCAAGAAUGCUAGAUUGGGUCUUAUUCAGUUCUAGUAAUGCUAAUAGCCUCCUGUCUAGAAUUCUUACGUGACUGGCUAAAAUACACACUAGAAAAACACAUCUGUUAAAAGUAUAAUCACUCUUAAUCAUGGUUAAGAACAUCUUCGCACUCUUUAAAAAAAUGUGAUUAGGUCUUGUAAAUUAUAGACAUACAUAGAGUCAGAAGCUAUUUUGCAAUGCUGUUUGUUUGGAAGAUCAAUACAGGACCAAAUGCAACAUUUGGAAAAGCAUAGCAGAGAAGUUCUUGCUUAAACAUUUGUUUAUACAAGGCAAAUGUUGGUGUUAGAUUUCAAAUUAAUUCUGGGACACUUGGUUCCAGUGCUGCUUAGAAGCCUGCUCCUCCCUCUUGUGUUGCAAAUGGGUAUAAUGAAUCUUUCUUCAUAAAUGAAGAGGAAGAUUAAACAUAUUCUGCAUAGAAGUAGCCUAUUUUGGAACAGAAUUAUUUUAAGCAUAAGCUAUUUCUUGUUUCUGUACCUCAUUAUCAUGCAGUACCAUACUGCCAAGGGGUUUUCUUGAUGCAUACAGUGUGCUUGUGAUGGAGCUUACCCCGUUGUUGGUUGACUUUUCUUUAGAUGGAAUUUUUCUUCAGAGAGAAAAAAUUUUGCAUUAGAAACUGGUCAUAUUCUUGAUUCUCAAGAAGUAUACCAAUUAAACUGUAGUGUUUUGUUUUUUAAAACAGCUAUAUAACACCAUAUUGUACCUGCUGAGUUGAGGGUAUUUGUGUAAAUAGUUGAAGCAUAGACCCAGAGAAAUCCUUGCUUAGUCUUGGACUUGAUUUCUUUUGCCUUCAGCAGAACGUUUAUUGUUUUUACAUUGAUUUUUCUGAAAGAAUGUAUUCUGAACUUCCCAAACAAAACUGAGUCAACUCGCUUGUUGAAUUUCAAGCAAUUGCCAGCAGUUUUUUUCUACUGUAAACGAGUGAGAUAAAGCAUUGUUCGCACGUUCAGAAUAAGUCUGAAUAGAGCAGACUGUUUAAGAGUGUUUCAAGAUGCUAGAUUUAUUUGCUUGAAGUAAAUAGCGAGAUGAAAACUUGAGGAUGAUUCUAAGUAUCUUUAUGCUUCAGCUUAUUAAUAAUAGUGACUGUUAUAUGAAAGGAGCUUGGAGAGUGAUUGGACUUCCGAUUUAAGCAGUCAGUAAUUUUGUCUAUUGGAGCUGUUUUUUGAGAAAAGGCCAUUUUUUAGUCUAUUUAAGUUGUUAAAAAUUGUAUUAGGCUAUUUUAUGUUGGCUGCACUGCAAAUUAGAAACUCACUGGCAAAAAGAACAGCUAAAGAUAGAUUUGUCUACUAAAAAAUUAUAAACAGAUGGCCUGAAUAACUGGCAGUUUAUGUACAAGAACCGAACUUGUUAAUGCACAGUUCCUGUAUAUCACUAGUUUUACAGAACAUUUAUCUCAUUUCUGUUCAGCUUAAUUCUGUAAAAGAACUUAAUCUAACUUGUUUUUCAGUUUUAUAAUCAGAGAUGAAACUGAUUUGUUAAAAUUUUCCUAUUGGCCUGUAUUGGGACAGAAAGCCUUAUUAUAACAGAGUUGAUUCCUUCCUUGAAGUACUGAAAUUUCAGUUGAGAGCAUAUUUGCAUUUCUGAUAUUUAUGCCCUUCUCUUUUUUGAAGGGAAUGCAAGCUGCAGGAAGCCUGUCAAGACUGACUUUCUAAGGUUGGGAGACAUUACCAUAGAGCAGUACACAAUGUCAACUGCAGGAGUUGCUGCACAAGAGAUGAGAGUCCCAUUAAAAACUGGAUUUCUUCACACUAGCCAAGGCAUGGGGAGUCUGAAAACAUAUUGGGGUAGCCACAGUGGAUUUGAAAAUACUUUCUUUAAUGUGGACCCUAUAGCAGUGGCAUAUAAUUUGAAUUCAUCAGCAGAGCAACAUUUACCAUCCAGUGGGCACUCUUCAGACCAUACUUCCAUGAACGAUCACAGCUUUGCUGAAAGUUGCAUCCAAGUCCCAUCUCAGAAGUCCAGUCCAGCUCCUGUAAGUCCCAAAAAUGAACAGCCAAUUUCAAGAUACGAAGACCAUCUUGUUCCUGGCUUUAGUACACUCUCAUUAACCAUGGGCUGUGUUUCUUCAGAAACACCCCACAUGCCCAUAAAAAAUGGGCCACUUCAAUUUGCAUCUGCAUCUUCCAAUGACCGCAGCUCCAGGCCGUUACCUCCACUGCCUAUUUCUGAGGAUCUUACUACAGACGAGGUCGAUAAAGAAGUGGAAUUCCUGACUAGCUCAGACACUGACUUUUUGUUAGAAGAUUAUGAACUUCCUCCUUUUAAAUCCAGUGCCCCAAGCAGGCGGAGCUUUAGGGGCUGUGGACAAAUCAAUUAUGCAUAUUUUGAUGCUCCAGCAGGACCAACACCAGAAGAUGCCAACCCUGCACAAAAUCUGAAUGGAUAUGUAUCUGAUAUUUAUCCUCCUCCACAGCAGCUGCAUCGACGUUUGCGAAGAUCCCAUUCAGGGCCUGCUGGAUCACUCAAUAAACCAGUGGUGAGACUAUCUGGACACUUAAACAGGUCUUCUCCAAAUUCUGAUGAGGAUAAACCAGAGAUUCCACCAAGGGUUCCCAUACCUCCAAGGGCUCUCAAACCAGAUUACAGAAGGUGGUCAGCAGAAGUUGCUUCUAGUGCAUACAGCGAUGAAGACAGGCCUCCCAAAGUGCCUCCAAGGGAACCUUUUUCCCACAGCAAUUCCCGUACACCAAGUCCUAAAAGCCUGCCAUCAUACCUCAAUGGGGUUAUGCCCCCUACCCAGAGUUUUGCACCUGAUCCUAAGUAUGUCAGCAGCAAAGCUCUACAGAGACAAAAUAGUGAAGGAUCUGCCAACAGGGUCCCUUGCAUUCUUCCCAUUAUUGAAAAUGGGAAGAAGGCCAGUUCAACACACUACUAUCUGCUGCCUGAAAGGCCUCCAUAUCUGGACAAGUAUGAGAAAUUCUUCAGAGAAGCAGAAGAAACUAGCUCUAACUCAGAGGUACAGUCCUGGUCUGGUGACUGCACAGCCACUUCAGCCCCAACAAAACUGGACUCAAAAGCUAGAAUGGACAUAGCUGGUCAUCUGAAACGAAAACACUUGUCUUACGUGGUUUCUCCAUAGUCUCUGGGAGCACAACUUAGCUCAGGUGUUCUGGAUGAAGCAGAACUUUACCAUGUUACAAAGUUCUUAAGAUUCUCAAAUAAUGAAGUAGGACCAGUUUGUCCUCUGAGAACUGUAAAGUGGAUGGUAAAAUCCUAUUAUGCUGCAUAUCUCGGAUAUGUUUAAGACUGUUUUUCUUGCUUUAGUCUGUAAAGUUGAAAACCUACAGAGAUUCCAUAGAAACAUAUCAAGGGAUAACAGUCACAGUUGGCCAGUUAUAUGCUACCCUAGAUUAACACAUAAGCAAAGCUAUAUUUUUUUUUGAUAGUGAGUCACGUAAAACUGACAACAGAGCAGAUAAUGCAGUAGUUUUUUUUUAAUCGGGCAUUUCCAAAUUUUCUUACGCACGGUAACGCUGCUGAGAACAAGACUCUCUUCUUUCACUAGGACAUGCCAACCUGGUUAGAAGGUAACUGCAGAAUCUGAGAUCCACUUUGAGACUUGACAAGCAUAUUGGAAAUGUAUUUAGACUGAUGAGUCUAUUUGACAACUUAAUUGGACACUAGUAGAAUGUUUAGUGAGGUAGCUUGGAACAGAGUUAAGCUUUGUGGAUUCUUACAAUUGUUAGAGACACUUGGCUCAAUUUUGCCAUUUCUCCUAGGAGAGACUUGGACCAGCUACUGCUAAGCCUCUGCUGCUGCUCUUUUCCUGAUGGGUCCUAGGAAGGGGUGAACGUGUCCUGAAAGUGGCAGAGGAUAUGAGCAGCUAUAUAGUUGCUAAUAAAUAGGCAGUAACAAUUAUAUGCUCAUCUAGAGUGCGAAAUUCUGACUGUAUUCAAAACAGAAACACAACACAAGCUGGUCUUGCGUUUUGGUUUCUAUUCAGUAUUUUAGGGGAGGAGGAGGAGGGUAUGAGAAAAACAUGAUUCCAUUCAUGAACAGUGUCAGUCCCAUCUCUCUGCUUCAGAUGCUGCUUCUUUCUGUUUAAUUUUUUCCUCAUUCUGCCUCAGUGAUCCACUAAAAUUCAUUGAGGUGCCAGAUUUGUACAUUAGGAGUUUCUCGUGCUCAGUUUGAUUACAUUUAUCCUCUUACAGAUAAGCACAAGAGAAAAGGUGCUCACUAAUGGAGGUACAAAAGAUAAAUGUGUUCCUCCUAACAUAAAUAAACAAGCUGUUUACAGUUUAAACUGCUGAAUGAGAUGUUUGAGCUAUUUUAAAGCUUACUUCUUAUUUGUUUUAGUACAAACUAAAUGAAGGUGAAAUACAUGCUAUAGAAAUGCACUGAUUUCUGCAUUGUGUACAGUAUUGAUUAAAAAUAAUUCACUUUGUAUUUUGAAUAUUGUCAUGUCUGGAGUUUAAUAAAGUUAAAAUAUACUUA